Messenger RNA from Staurois parvus, 318 nucleotides. Lineage: Eukaryota; Metazoa; Chordata; Amphibia; Anura; Ranidae. The record is from the annotation of a GenBank genome assembly.
GCACUGACUGGCGGCACUGACUGGCACAACCCCUGGGCACUGACUGGUGGCACUGACUGGCAGCACUGCUGGGCAGCACUGGUGGGUGGCACUGGUGGGCAGCACUGGUGGGUGGGCACAGGUGGGUGGCACUGGUGGGCACAGGUGGGUGGCACUGGUGGGCACAGGUGGGUGGGCACAGGUGGGUGGCACUGCUGGGCACAUGUAGGUGGCACUUCUGGGCACAGGUGGGUGGGCACAGGUGGGUGUGCACAGGUGGGCACAGGUAGUUUGCACUUCUGGGCACAGGUGUGUGACACUGCAGAGUGGCACAGGUGG